AUGCCGCCCCAGGACACCUCGCUGGAAAAGAAUCCCUCGCAUGCGCCCUCUGACGAGAAGACCGACGUGUCCAUCGCUGAGGACAGCAGUCCGAAAGUGCGUCCUCCCGACUGCGCCUACGGCUGGAUUCCUACGCUGGCUGUCUGCAUCAACUACAUGUUCAUGUUCGGCGCGUCCAACUCGUAUGGUGUCUUUUCGACCUACUAUCUGAAUGAACGGUUCGUCGGCACGCCUGCCACGACGCUGGCCUGGAUCGGCACGCUGAUUCCGACAAUGAUGCUGGGCUGCAACAUCGUCACCGGUGCACUGGCCGACAAACUCGGGUUCCGUCGCACGGCAUACGUCGGCACUGUGCUGUGCUCGCUUGCGUAUAUUCUAGCGUCGUUUGCCAACCAGGUCUGGCAGCUGAUUCUAACCCAGGGCGUGUUGUUUGGCAUCGGUGCAUCGUUCUUGUUCGCACCCAGCGUGUCGAUCCCGCCGCAGUGGUUCGUCAAGUACCGUGGUAUCGCUAAUGGUAUUGCUGUCGCAGGUAGCAGUUUUGGUGGUCUGUGGUUUACUGCCGCCACCCAGGCAAUGCUUGACAAUCUGGGUGCUGCGUGGGCGCUGCGGAUCCUUGGCAUUCUAACAUUUGUGGUUACAGGUGUUAUGAAUAUGUUCUACCAGCGGCGCGUGCCCGCAAAGCCGCGCAAGAACCUGUUUGAGCUGAAGGCGUUCAGGAGCAUGACCUUCUGGCUCAUUGCCAUUGAGGGUGCAGCCAUCUACGUCGGCUAUUGGGCGGUCACUUUCUAUGUCGGUACCGCAGCACUUCAACUCGGCGGCACGUCGCGGGAUGGCUCAAACCUGCUGCUUGCAUUGAACGCAGGCAGCGCCAUUGGGAGAAUUGGUGCUGGGUAUAUUGCUGACAAGGCUGGAAAUAUCAACACCCUGGUGGUCAGUGAUGUGCUAACAGUCGUCAUCCAGAUGUCGAUUUGGAUGACCGCCAAGAGCAUUGGCCAGCUGUACGCACUCUGCAUUCUGUACGGGAUGUUCUCGCCGACCUUCAUCUCGAUCAACGCCGUCAUCGUAGCCACGUAUUUCGACCAGGACAUCCUUGCCAGCGUCAUGGGCAUGGCCAAUAUGUUUGCGGGUGUUGGCGGUCUGGCCGGUAAUCUCUCGCAGGGCCAUAUUGUUGACCGUUACGAUAAGCGCCAGGGCUUCAACAACACCAUCAUCUUCUCGGCCAUGUUCAUUCUCUUCUCAGGAAUCGUCGUCUAUCUCUUGCGCGUCCAUGUCAUCCGCAAGUCAGACAACAAAAGGUUCCUGCAGAAGGUGUAA
Messenger RNA from Linderina pennispora, 1314 nucleotides. Its product is annotated as MFS general substrate transporter. Gene Ontology annotation, biological process: transmembrane transport. NCBI's taxonomy places the organism in Eukaryota, Fungi, Kickxellomycota, Kickxellomycetes, Kickxellales, Kickxellaceae. The coding region runs from base 1 to 1314 and encodes 437 amino acids. The record is from RefSeq and is a predicted model, not a curated record. Gene Ontology annotation, molecular function: transmembrane transporter activity. Gene Ontology annotation, cellular component: fungal-type vacuole membrane. The transcript has a single exon.